Messenger RNA from Trichoderma asperellum CBS 433.97, 927 nucleotides. RefSeq lists its product as uncharacterized. NCBI's taxonomy places the organism in Eukaryota, Fungi, Ascomycota, Sordariomycetes, Hypocreales, Hypocreaceae. The record is from RefSeq and is a predicted model, not a curated record. Gene Ontology annotation, cellular component: mitochondrion; cytoplasm.
AUGACUGAUUACUCCGACGGCGUUGGCGCAUGGGGCGCAUGGCAGGCUGAGCCGUCCAAGUUUACACAGCAGGUCGUAGACGCCAUGAGGACGCUUUAUCCGGAGGAGCUUGCCGAUCGAAAAUGGGACAAUGUUGGAUUGCUGAUCGACAACUCUGACGACACAAAGAAGCGCCAGCCGACGGUUAUGGUGACAAACGAUCUCACUUUCCAGGUCGCUGUUGAUGCCAUUGGUCAGGGCGUCAGCGUCAUUGUCAGUUACCACCCCUUCAUCUUCUCCGGCCUCAAGUCUAUUACAAACAACGACCCUCAGCAAGCUACCUUAUUACAGCUCGUGAAAGCUGGUAUCGCAGUCUACUGUCCACAUACCGCUGUGGACGCCGCACCAAAGGGCCUUAACACAUGGCUCGCCGAUAUUGUUUCGGGCCCUCACAAGAGCACUCGCUCCGUCGCUAUUCCCUGCGCCACGGCCCCUGAAACCCAUUCUCCGGCCGGAUAUGGUAGCAUAGGGCGAUUUGAGAACGGCGGUGUGUCUCUGGCCGAAAUUAUCAAGAGAGUAGCCCUCAAGCUAGGAGGGCUGAAGCACAUCAUGGUUGCUUCUCCCGUUGGCGCCGACAUCAAAUCCACUACCGUGCGUAGUUUUGGUGUCUGUGCUGGAAGCGGAUAUGACGUCCUCAAGUCGGCAGACGUAGAUUUGCUCGUCAUGGGUGAGACGAGUCAUCAUUCUGCUCUCAGGGCCAUUCAACAGGGUAAAACCCUGAUCCAGGUGUUCCACAGCAACUCAGAGAGGGGCUACCUUCGAGAGGUGUUGAAACCGAGCUUGGAGGCACUUCUGAAAGAAGUUGAGCCGGAGGCAGAGGUAUUAUUGAGCGAGUUUGACUCGGAUCCAUUUAGGAUACUGGAUGUGAGUACCUUGGAAGAGGAUUAA